This is a messenger RNA of Aaosphaeria arxii CBS 175.79, 3462 nucleotides long. RefSeq lists its product as uncharacterized. Gene Ontology annotation, cellular component: nucleus. Gene Ontology annotation, biological process: regulation of transcription by RNA polymerase II. Lineage: Eukaryota; Fungi; Ascomycota; Dothideomycetes; Pleosporales. The transcript is spliced from 3 exons. The record is from RefSeq and is a predicted model, not a curated record. Gene Ontology annotation, molecular function: transcription cis-regulatory region binding; metal ion binding. Bases 1 to 3462 code for a protein of 1153 amino acids.
AUGGGUCCUAGUCACGUGCCGACUGAUCACCAUCAUCACCAUCCUCACUCUCACCAAGUUCAACAACAUGGUGGUGGUGGUGUUCAAUCUAUAUACAAUGAUCCAGCGUAUGAGCAACUCUUCUCUCGUGGCGAUCAAUUCAUCGGCGCACCCUCGUGGGAUCAGUUCAACCAAAGCCAUGCUGCCCUUCUACCACAGACAUCGUCUGCCCAAUCCUGGCACCACGGUUCCCCAGUCCCUCAACAAUCAUAUCCCGCCCUGAACCAGCCAUACGGCGGUGCAAGCCAGACAUACCAGAACACAACGCCAUAUACAUACGGUCAAUUCGGAAACAACACCAACCAGAAUCAGAACCAAGGUCACCCUCCAAACCAUACACAGACCCAUGGCUCCGUUAACACCUAUACACAUCCACCAUCCACCGUGGACCCUUCCCUUGGACUUGAUCCCGUUUCUCUACGACAGCAACAGCGCUCUCCCUACCAGAUUAUAAGGAACUCCACUCCACAAGGUCAACCUGCAGUGACUCCUCAGAUCCUGCAACAGACACAGCAACAGCAACAACAACAGCAACAACAACAGCAACAACAGGCACAAUCUCAACCCCAACCACAAUCUCAGCCUCAGCAGCAGCAGCAACAGAAACAACACCUCCAACCUCAACAACAACCAAAUGUCGCCUCUCAGCCGCCUGCACGGACAACCGCCUCUCCUUUCCAAAUACCCAAGUCAACGACUGAGAUAUUCGCCCAACGUGCAAUGCCGACUUCUUUAGCUGUAUUACCCCCUGCUAACCCAAACUUUGAAAUACCAAAGGGUAAGGUGACGGGUGGUUACUAUGUUAUUGAUCAAGCUGCCCUGGAAAGAGGCACUAAAUCUAAAUCCUUGCAUAAAUUCGUGAAUAUUGGUACCGAGCCCAUUCAUCUUGCUAGCAAUAGAACCGCUUUACCAGUGUAUAACGCUCGCCAAUCCAUCAAGGAUUUGAAGAAGGCGGGGCUGGCAAACAAGAAGAUCUUAGAUAAACUGGCGAAGAGACCUUCAUCUUCAAAAUUAAAAUCUAGGAUCCUCUUGUCAGGGAGGUCUGCCGCUGGUAGCCCCUCAGCCUUAAGGAGGGAAGAGGAGGAGGCAAGUGACAGUGAAAGUUACACCGAGUCGUCUGAUGAUAGCGAUUACACAUCGGAUGAAGAGGAUGAGCCUUCGCCACUGCCCUCUUCCCGUCCGGACGAGCCGCAUGAGGCUGUUCGGUACGAUGUGAUCAAGGCAUCGUGGCAUCCCCGCCGGCCGCCCCCCGACACCGAUAAGAUCAAGGCAAGUCUACGGGAUCUCUGGGAAGUACUCAAUACAAUACAGAAGCGAUGGAGGACAGAUAGCAAGGCCGUCACAGAAGCGGAAGAGCAGAAAAAAGUCGGCGACCUUCCCGUUCUCAAAAGCCGCGUGGCAAGUCAGAGAGAUCUUUUGCAGACGGCCUUCAAGGCUUCGUUGGAGUUUUCGCACCCCGAUGUUCUUUACCAUCUUGGCCAGGUUCGACCUUUUGCGUACUUGUGCUACCAGUUUCUUGCGAAUCGUUUCAAGGCACAGGAUUUCGAUGGGGGAUUGUCGUCUGUCAUCUACCAAAUGCUGGCUCGCACCGCCGGCAUGCUGACAAACGAACUGCUUGAAGACACCAAGUUGAUCAAAGCCCUUAACUCCAUGAAGAAGAAUGUCAAUGAUGCAAAUAAGGCACUGAUCCAAAAAGUCAUCGAGGGCGCGGCGGCCAAUUCGAAGAAGCAGAAGGUGAGCCCGCCACCUGCUUCAGAGGCUGCCGAUGCGAAGACUGCAAAGAAACCUCUCACCGCUGCGCCCGCUCGGCCGGGCGUAGACGCCAAUGCAAUCAAAAAGGCAAAGACAUCAGAUGUUGCAGCAAAUGGCCUCAAGAAGACAGCCGUCCCUACAUCGGCGUUAAAAUCCGGUUCUGCGGCUACCAGCACGACUUUGAAGCGGCCUGCAGAUAAAGCUGCUGCGGUUCCCGUGAAAGUGAAAGCAAAUCCUGUCACCAACAAGACAUCAUCUACUUUCUUUUCGAGCCUUAACGCCACCAGCAAAAAACCUACUACAACACCUACCACAGGUCAAGCCAAACCGAACGCUGCACCAAAGCCUGCAGCACAGCCCGUGAAAGACAAGAAGCCCGCGCCUGCCGCCUCCAAGCCCGCGUUCUCUUUCGCGGAGACGAUGGCCCAACUGCUCAAGCCCAAGGAGGAAACAACAACCCCCUCCAAACCCGAAAAACAACUUCCACCAGAGACCCCAGAGGAGAAGGCGAAGCGAUUACGUAAAGAAUCUCGCCGGCACCUACGAGUGACAUUCCGACCGGACGCGAGCCUCGUGAACAUUCGAUAUUUCCACCACGAUCCAGAGGAGGAGCAGGGCCACGACGAAAACUUUGUGCGCGACGCCGGCGACAUUGGUGGCGAAGGCCGCAUGUUCAAGCAACAUAGGGAUAUGGCGGAAGACGACGAUGACGAUGACGAGCCCGAGUUGGAUUACCGUUCAUGGGAUGAGCCCACCACUGUCGAUUUCAGCGUCGUUCCUUCUGACGAACGAGAGCGUAAUUUCGCUCCCUAUGGAGGUGGUACCAGACAGCCUCUGUCGCCUGAGAAGGAGGCCAACCAACGUAGAGAGCAAGUCACUCUCAUGGAAUUCUACAGUCGUCCGGACGACAUUCCACCCACACCUAGAGAACCCUCUGAUGAUGCGCAAACUCAGAGUUCAACGACCAUCCGGGAAUUUGGUGCUCCCCCUCAGAACAUACUUGACCGCGCACCUGCCCCAAUGCCUGCCCUGCCCGAUAUAAGCAAUCUCGAGAGUAUCGUACGUCAAUUGUCUGGCGGCCCACCUCCGCAGAGUCUCGCCCAGAAUGCAUAUGUGCCACCACUUCAGCCAGUCCUUCCUGUCGCCCCUACACAGGCCCCAGCACCGGCUCCGGCCUCGGCACCGGCACCUCCAAUUGAUAUCGGUGCCAUCCUCAGCUCAUUACAGGCUCAGCAGCCGCUUCCAGUCUCUGUCCCGCCAGCGCUUGCCCAAAUUCCGGCGCCCCCGAUGCCUCCUGUUCCCGGGUUUGAUCUGGCAAGUAUCAUGUCUGCCAUUCAAGGAUCAGCAGGCGGAGGCUCUUUUCCACCUCUUCCGGCGGGCAUACCGCAAUUUGCCCAACUGUUCCAGCAGCAGCAGCCGCAGCAACCACCAGCUGGCACGGAUUACCAACAACAGCCGCAACAGAACCACGCAAAUGGGGGCGUGAAACGGCAACGCGAUGAUGGACAUAAUAGCUACAAUAACGACCGGGGCUAUGGCUCUUUCAAGAAGCAGAAGGGCGGCAAAUACGGCGGUGACCGCCCAGCCUACAAAGUCAUACCGUGUCGAUUCUACAAGCAGGGAAACUGCACUAAAGGAGAGGAUUGCACCUUUAUCCACGAUCGAAACUGA